GAGAGCCCUUCAAGUUCAAACCACCACUUGUACUGCACAAGAAACCAAAAUCCAAGUGCUCGCUUUACUUACCUUCAGCAAUUACACUUCCUUGCCUAAUUAAGCUCUAAGAUGGCAGCAGGUGCAUUGUCAAUGAGAAGCAUGAAGCUAAGGUCGUGGCAGAGGUGUUCAAAGCAAAUCAGAGAGCAAAGAACACGGCUUUACAUAAUUUGGAGAUGCACCGUGAUGCUUCUAUGUUGGCAUGACUAGAGUUCUGCUAAAUCUUUGAUGGAUGAAUGGAUGGGCGAGCUUGCAUCAGGCAAUGGAGGCUCAAUCAGUGUCCAGUGUUGUUGGGUUGGGGUUUGAUCCUCAAUUACUAAGCAGUAACUUUGCUACGGCCAAGUUAAGGGCUGGAAAUUGUGGGUUCUCAGUCAUGUAGAGUUUAUACAGAGUCCAAAUAGUUAACGUAGUUCUUCUUCUGUUUUUA
This is a messenger RNA of Populus nigra (black poplar), 466 nucleotides long. Its product is annotated as small polypeptide DEVIL 14-like. The record is from RefSeq and is a predicted model, not a curated record. Gene Ontology annotation, biological process: negative regulation of cell population proliferation. Bases 112 to 249 code for a protein of 45 amino acids. The transcript has a single exon. NCBI's taxonomy places the organism in Eukaryota, Viridiplantae, Streptophyta, Magnoliopsida, Malpighiales, Salicaceae.